CUUGAGUAUUUUCCCGGCAUUGCGUGUAUUGGCGGUUGUUGGUGGUUUUAUUGAAGAAAAUCGCGCUAUUUGUUGCAUUAAAGCAAGAAUUGGGGGUUGAAGAGGGUCAAAAUGGACUUCCCUUACCGUGCAGAAUAUGCGAAAAGUGGACGUUCAAGUUGUCGGGGGUGUAAAUCGACAAUUGGGCAAGGAACACUCCGGCUUGCCGUCAUGGUCCAGUCACCAGUUUUCGACGGCAAAACCCCUAACUGGUACCACCACAUGUGUUUCUUCAGUAAACAGCGCCCCAAAUCCGUCGACGACAUACAGCACUUUGAAGCCCUACGACUAGAAGACCAAAAAAAAAUCAAAGACAAAAUAGGCUCAGGAGGGGCAGCUGUAAUUGUACCAGACACCAAAGCCAAAGGCAAAAAACGAGACGCCACUGCGGUUGCGGCGAAAAAGGCGGCCCUUAAGGACUUCAAAAUCGAGUACGCCAAGUCCGGUAGGGCCACGUGUAGGGGGUGUGAGCAGAAAAUACUAAAAGACGAGGUGAGAAUUUCAAAAAAAGAUUUCGAGACUGAAGUAGGCAUGAAGUAUGGGGGCCAAGACAUGUGGCACCAUCUUUCCUGUUUUGCGAAAUUGCGGUCAGAACUGGGUUAUUUUGAGUCCGCGGAGGCCUUGCCUGGGUUUAAAUUACUGAAUAAAGCUGACCAGGCGGACGCUAAGAAAGAAUUGCCGCCAAUCAAGCAAGAGGAGGUUCCUGUUAAAAAAUUGAAAAGCGAAAAUUCAGGUGAUGAGUUUACAGAGAAAGAGUCAAAGUUGUACUCUGAACAGAACAAAAUUAUGUAUAAGUAUAGGGAUCAGCUGGAGAAGAAUUUAACUAAGAACGAGUUGACGGAAUUGCUGCAAUACAACGACCAAGACGUUCCUGCUGGUCAAGAUAGGAUCUUGGAUAGGCUGGCGGAUGUUAUGACUUUCGGGGCUCUCCUUCCAUGCAAAGAAUGCACAAACGGGCAGUUUGUUUUUGAAAAGUUUGGCUAUAGGUGUCGCGGACAUUUGACAGAAUUCACCACUUGUAACACACUUGUGGUACAACCAGAGAGAACACCCUUCCAAGUCCCGUCAAAUCUCGCCAAAGAGUAUCCGUUUUUGAAAAAAUAUAAAUUUGUGGCGAGAGAUCGGGUGGUGAAAAAGGCGCCGCCGUCUCUGGAGGUGAAAAAAGAGGAGGAAAACGGGCAACCAAAAGUGGCUAGGCAAGCACCAGCGCUCUACAAUAUGGAGUUUGUGAUUUUGGGCCAGCCCAAGCGCUCUAAAGAGGAGUUGAAGAAGCAGAUCGCUAAAUUGGGGGGUAAAGUGACCACUAAGAUCAGUGGGACGGUGAUGGCGGUGUUUGCGUCGGAAGCCGACGUUGAAAAAAUGGGGGCCCGGAUGCAGACUGUUCAGGAUAAUCAAGUUCAUGUCGUUCCGGAGGAGUUUGUGGAUGAAGCGCCGCAGCACGUCGGGAAAAUUCCGGAGUUGGUGGUCGCGAAGUCGAUUUGUGAUUGGGGUUCAGAUCCAAAAACCCGCCUGCCCCCCGAACCUUCCACCAGCAAAUCCGGCAAAUCGAAAUCCGGCAGCAUCUACACCAGCUCCAUGCCCAGCAAGGUAAAACUAACCCUCAAAGGGGGAACCGCCGUCGAUCCAGACUCCGGCCUCGAACACGAAGCCCACGUCUACACCCACAACUCCGACAAAUACACAGUCGUGCUGAGCAAAACCGACAUCCAAUCCAAAAAGAACAGCUACUACAAACUACAACUCCUGAAAUCCGACCGGGCGCAAAAAUUCUGGGUGUUCAGGUCGUGGGGGCGCAUCGGCACCACCAUCGGCGGCAACAAACUAGAGAACUUCCACUCGCUGCAUGACGCGAAAACCGCGUUCUGUCAGCUGUAUGAAGAGAAAACCGGGAACAUGUGGGAAGACCACCACAACUUCCAGAAAGUCCCGGGCCUGUUUUACCCCGUCGACGUGGACUACGGCGACGACGAGCAGGUGAAGUCGUUGGACAUGACCGACUCGACAUCUUUGUUACCAGUUCCUGUGCAAGAUUUGAUGAGGUUGAUUUUCGAUGUGAACGCUAUGCAGAAGGUUAUGUUGGAGUUUGAACUCGAUACGGAGAAAAUGCCGUUAGGGAAGUUGAGCAAGAAGCAAAUCCAGAAUGCUUAUAGCGUUUUGACUGAGCUGCAGCAACUUGUUGAUAACAAUGGGGCUGAAAAUAGAAUCAUUGAUGCCACAAAUAGGUUCUAUACUUUUAUACCGCACUCGUUCGGGAUUGAUGAUCCUCCUGUAUUACGUGACACAGAAGUCAUUAAGCAAAAAAUCGACAUGCUGGACAGCUUAUUGGAGCUCGAAAUCGCCUACAACUUGAUGAAGUCCAGCGGUUCGGAGAAAAACGUCGACGGCUACUACAAGCAGCUCAAUACCGAAAUCGAGGUGUUGGAUAAAGAGGCCGAGGAGUUCAGUCUCAUUCAAGACUACGUCAAGAACACCCACGCCGAAACCCAUAGUAGCUACACCCUCGACAUUAAAGACGUCUUCACGGUCAAACGUCAAGGCGAAGAGAAACGGUUCAAACCGUUCAAGAAGCUCCACAACCACAAGUUGUUGUGGCACGGCUCUCGAACUACCAACUUUGCGGGGAUUUUGGCCCAGGGGCUGCGCAUUGCGCCCCCGGAGGCACCCGUCACGGGUUACAUGUUCGGGAAGGGUAUUUAUUUUGCGGAUAUGGUGUCGAAGUCGGCGAAUUAUUGCUGCACUGGACCCACCAAUCCCACUGGUUUGUUACUGCUGUGCGAUGUGGCCUUAGGAAAUAUGUAUGAAAGAACCCAAGCUGAGUAUGUAGAGAAGUUACCCAAAGGUAAGCACAGUACUAAAGGUUUGGGGCGGACUGAACCAGAUCCGAGUGCGGCGAAAAAUCUCAACGGGGUUGAAGUGCCUCUGGGUAAAGGAGUGACCGACAAUAACAAGGGUUCAGCUUUGCUGUAUAAUGAAUACAUUGUAUACGAUGUGGCACAGGUCAACGUCAAGUAUUUGCUAAAAGUUGAUUUUAAAUACAAGUACUAAAUAUUUACUGCUAUAUUUUUGAAAGUUUUGAUGUUUAAGCCAUUUUUCAAUAAAGUUAUAUUAAUAAAA
This is a messenger RNA of Zophobas morio, 3153 nucleotides long. It is a transcript of the gene Parp1, whose product is annotated as poly [ADP-ribose] polymerase-like. The record is from RefSeq and is a predicted model, not a curated record. Lineage: Eukaryota; Metazoa; Arthropoda; Insecta; Coleoptera; Tenebrionidae. Gene Ontology annotation, biological process: protein poly-ADP-ribosylation; double-strand break repair. Gene Ontology annotation, cellular component: nucleolus; nucleus. Gene Ontology annotation, molecular function: DNA binding; NAD+-protein mono-ADP-ribosyltransferase activity; zinc ion binding. The transcript is spliced from 10 exons. The coding region runs from base 112 to 3084 and encodes 990 amino acids.